Messenger RNA from Chenopodium quinoa (quinoa), 1052 nucleotides. RefSeq names its product protein RKD1-like. NCBI's taxonomy places the organism in Eukaryota, Viridiplantae, Streptophyta, Magnoliopsida, Caryophyllales, Amaranthaceae. Gene Ontology annotation, molecular function: DNA-binding transcription factor activity. Bases 1 to 696 code for a protein of 231 amino acids. The transcript is spliced from 2 exons. The record is from RefSeq and is a predicted model, not a curated record.
AUGUACGAUGGCUAUGGACAUGGAUUUGAGGGGUUGCAGGACUUGGAAUUGGAGAACAUGCCGCCGCCAUUGGCGUUGUGCCAUGAUGAAUCUGAUUAUAGAAAGGAUAAUCUCCAUGAAAACAAGAUUAAUGAGUUAAGAUCACCUGAAGAACAAGAAACUAACAACAAUAAUAAUCAUUGUUCGUCUAAGGCACUUUCAAAGGAGAUAAUUAGCCAGUAUUUUUACAUGCCAAUAACUAGGGCAGCUAAAGAACUCAACGUUGGCUUAACUUUGCUCAAGAAAAGAUGCAGAGAGUUGGGCAUUCAAAGAUGGCCUCAUAGGAAGCUCAUGAGCCUCCAAACAUUAAUCAGGAAUGUUCAGGAGAUGGGAAAGGAGGGAGGAGAUAAAAACGAAGCAAAGCUAAGAGAAGCCAUACAAAUUCUAGAGCAAGAAAAGAAAUUGAUGGAAGAAAUGCCUGACCUACAACUUGAAACAAGAACAAAGAGACUAAGGCAAGCUUGCUUUAAGGCAAAUUACAAGAAAAGAAAGAUGAUCAACAACUUGAAUUACGAUGUAAGCUCCCAAUCUUCUUCUUCUUCUGCUAGCAACUCCACCGAUUACGCGAAUUUUGGGACUAGCAAUGGUGAUGAUGAGCAAUAUGGAGAUGAUGUUGAUGCUAUGGAUGACGUGAACUUUUCUUACUUUUGCUCAUGAUCAAUUUGUUCAUGGUGAUAUAAGUUUAGUUUUAGGGGGGGUAAUAAUUAAUUAGAGUUACAUCUUGCAACUCUGUUGCAACUUUUGUUUAGUUUACCUUAAUUUAGAUGGAAGAAAAGAAGAAUGUUUUUUUUUUUUUUUUGACAUCAGCAUAACUAAAGAAGAAUGGUUUAACUGAUGUAGUUUUUGUUUAGACGUUUUUCUUAUUACUAGCAAUAAGAACCUGCAUAUGUACGUAUUAAUAUCUACUACCUAGCAAGAAAUAUAAGACAAAUAAUUUAUCAAAAUCAAUGACAAUGUGCAUACAUAAGGAGAUUGAUCAAGAACAAGUUAGUAUUUAUAAUUUUAUUGUUGUG